GGAUUUUCUUGUUAUUCUUAUUCUAGAUCAAUCUCCGCGAGAUUCCAAUUUCCUCAACCAAAGCAAUCUCUCCCCCGAUAUAAAACGAAGGAAAAAAAAAAAAAAAGAGAGAGAGAAUUCCCAAACCAAUCCUCAUUUUCAAAUUUGGAGAGAUAUUGAGGGUUGAAACUUUGCUUGAGGAAUAGACUAUUGUGGAAAAGCACAGCAGAAGUUUAGAAGUGAUGGAAGUGGAUGGUGCAAGUACCUCGAAUGGCGGUGCAAGUACCUCGAAUGGCAGAGCAAAUGGUGGGCGUUCAAGACGGACAGCUUUCGAUCUUUUUAAGCAGCAACAGCUCCCAGCUUGUAAACCUGUCUUGACACCAGUUUGGGUUAUUACUGCAUUUAUGCUCAUCGGUUCCAUUUUUAUUCCUCUUGGGCUUGUAACUCUUCAUGCCUCUCGUAGUGUUGUUGAAAUUGUUUAUCGAUAUGAUGCUGAAUGUGUACCCAAGGCAUUUAGAGGUAAUAAAGUGUCAUACAUCAAGAAUGGUUCAAUUCCCAAGAACUGUUAUCGGUCUUUGAAGGUGCACAAGCAUAUGAAAGCUCCAAUUUACAUCUACUAUCAGCUUGAUAAUUAUUACCAAAACCAUCGACGAUACAUCAAAAGUAGAAGCGACCAGCAGCUCUUACAUGGGCAUGCACACUAUGAUACAAGUUCCUGUCAACCUGAAGAGUACAACAAUGGUCUCCCUAUUGUCCCAUGUGGAUUGAUAGCAUGGAGUUUAUUCAAUGAUACUUUUACAUUUAUUCGUGGAAGAGCAGAACUCAAGGUCAACAGGAAAAAUAUUGCAUGGGAGAGUGAUCGUGAUCACAAGUUUGGAAAGAAAGUAUAUCCUAUCAAUUUUCAGAACGGGACUCUGAUUGGUGGUGCAAAGCUGGAUCCAGAUAUUCCUCUACAUGAUCAAGAGGACCUAAUUGUAUGGAUGCGCACAUCUGCUCUCCCUAGCUUCCGAAAGCUGUAUGGAAGAAUUGAAGAGGAUUUGGAAGCCGAUGAUGUUGUAUUUGUCACACUGAUGAACAACUAUAACACUUAUAGUUUUGGUGGUAAAAAGAAGCUUGUUCUUUCAACGACAGGCUGGUUGGGUGGAAAGAAUGACUUCCUUGGUGCUGCCUGUAUCUUCGUUGGUUCUUCAUCUAUCAUCUUGUCCAUUGUCUUCAUGUUGCUACAUGUAAAAUAUCGAAGGUAAAAAGGAAUUAUAGGGGUACAUCAUAUUUAUCAUGGAACUGGUAAAGCAUGUCAAGUUGAAAAGAGAAAAACGAGCAAGCUAUACUCUUGAGAACUAUACAGCAAAGAACUGGCGAAGAGAAAGAACUGACCACCUAUGGUUACUUUCAUGUCUGUUUCUCAGCCCUUGUUAUUUUGACAGUGUAUUGUGUGUAUUUACAACAAAACCAUCAUGUCAAUACAAUUCAUUACAACCUGAUGCUCAAAAUCCUUCUACUUUUGUUUAUGCAGCAGAAUAUCACUUUGUUUAAGAACUGUUUUUUAUAAAGGACUUUGCAUCCA
Molecule: messenger RNA, 1543 nt
Organism: Rubroshorea leprosula
Lineage: Eukaryota; Viridiplantae; Streptophyta; Magnoliopsida; Malvales; Dipterocarpaceae
Source: the annotation of a GenBank genome assembly